AUGCCCACACCAUCCCAUCCCCAUGCCCACACCACCCUUGUCCCCUCGCCGUCCCCACACCAACCACGUCCCCGCGCCACCCCCGCGCCCUCUAGCCCCUCCGCGUCCGCCCCGCCACCCCCAGACCCACGCGUCCCCUUCUCCCCUCAGAGCAUCCUGAAGCUGCUGGUGUCGGGAUCGGGGGGGUCGCGGACGGGGGGGCUGAUCCCCAUCCCGCAGUACCCCCUCUACUCGGCGGCCAUCGCCGAGCUCAGCGCCGUGCAGCUCAACUACUACCUGGACGAGGAGCGGUGCUGGGCGCUGGACGUGGCCGAGCUGCGGCGGGCGCUGGCUGAGGGACGCCAGCGCUGCUGUCCCCGCGUCCUCUGCGUCAUCAACCCUGGGAACCCCACCGGACAGGUACAGAGCCGGCAGUGCAUCGAGGACGUCAUCAAGUUCGCCUUCGAGGAGAAGCUCUUCCUCAUGGCUGACGAGGUGUACCAGGACAACGUCUACGCCGAGGGCUCAGCUUUCCACUCCUUCAAGAAGGUGCUGUUCGAGAUGGGGCCACCCUACUCCGAGGUGGUGGAGCUGGCCUCCUUCCACUCCAUCUCCAAGGGCUUCAUGGGCGAGUGCGGGUUCCGCAGCGGGUACGUGGAGGUGGUGAACAUGGACCCCGAGGUGCAGCAGCAGUUGGCCAAGCUGGUGUCUGUGCGGCUGUGCCCACCCGUGCCCGGGCAGAUCGUCCUGGAUGCCGUCGUUGACCCACCGCAGCCUGGGGAUCCUUCAUAUGAGCUCUUCAUCACUGGGAGGAUGACCAUCUUGCCACCCACCGAGAAGCUGCAGGUCCUGCUGGAGAAGCUCAGCAGCUUCUAUGCCAAGUUCGUCAAGGAGUACUCCUAA
This is a messenger RNA of Haliaeetus leucocephalus (bald eagle), 882 nucleotides long. Its product is annotated as alanine aminotransferase 1-like. The transcript has 6 exons. Gene Ontology annotation, biological process: biosynthetic process. Bases 1 to 882 code for a protein of 293 amino acids. The record is from RefSeq and is a predicted model, not a curated record. Gene Ontology annotation, molecular function: L-alanine:2-oxoglutarate transaminase activity; pyridoxal phosphate binding. NCBI's taxonomy places the organism in Eukaryota, Metazoa, Chordata, Aves, Accipitriformes, Accipitridae.